AUGGGUACUAGCAACUCUUACUCUAUUUCCAUUUUUCUUUUCAACCCCUCUUAUAUAUACAAAAAAAAAAUUUCCUUACUUUUUUGCUAUGGAGCCAUUUUGGAAAAAUGACUAAGUCAAAAUGGAAAAAAUUUAAAGAUGGCGGAAGAAGAAGGACAUAAAAAUGGAAGUGCUUGUGAGCGACAUUGAAAAUUCAAAAAACUGAUUUUAAGCAUUUUCGUCUUUAUAAAGUAA
This is a messenger RNA of Blepharisma stoltei, 234 nucleotides long. The record is from the annotation of a GenBank genome assembly. NCBI's taxonomy places the organism in Eukaryota, Ciliophora, Heterotrichea, Heterotrichida, Blepharismidae.